Molecule: messenger RNA, 294 nt
Organism: Dentiscutata heterogama
Lineage: Eukaryota; Fungi; Glomeromycota; Glomeromycetes; Diversisporales; Gigasporaceae
Source: the annotation of a GenBank genome assembly
AUGUCGAUACCUGAAUCUUUGGACUUGAAACCUAGAACAGAGAAUAUCACUCAAGUGAUAGCUAAUGGCAUUCAGGAUGCACUUGUACACGGUUCCACUGAUAAUAUUGAUAAUAUUCUUUCAGAUUCAAAUCAUGUGAUUGAAAUUUCAGCAACAUCCCUUCACCAAAAUUCAUCUAUAGUCUUGUUACUUGAUUUAGCACAAUUAUUUAAUAAGGCAACCGAUGCUGAACAUUAUACUAUGAAAGCUAACCAGGAAGAAACCUUAUACUGGAUUACUUACGGAAAAAAAUUU